AUGGUCGGUCGCAGCCCAAGCACAUGCCCCCUCCGCCGUCCAAGAACUUGGAAUGUAGACCGAAGGAGUCUCGGGGGAGAGAGCAGCUGACAUGAUCUUGUCCAUUUCUGCCGUUCCGUCGACAUUUUAUUGGUCCCUUUCUUUUCUCUAGAUCUGCUUAUGUUUCCUUAUGGAAAACGCAAUUUCACCUCAUUUAUCACAAGGAGAUCAGACGAAAGGAUAAGAUCAUCUUUUCCUUGCCCUCUUCUCCGUCUUUCCAUACCCACGUGUAGUUUCUGUAUGUGGUUUGACCAAAUUCAUCAGAGGAUACGGGAAAUUUCUAUCAUUUUUGUUGCCGAACUAGCGACUGACGGUUAAAUGGCCACUCCGAAAGGCUUCAAGACCAGAAAUUAGGAAGCUGGAAGCAUAAAUGGCCGACACAAGAAAAUCAGAGGAUACGGGAAAUUUCUAUCCUUUCUUGAGACUUUCUCUCAACGGGGGCUCAUCCUUGCAUGAACUUCUCCGUGGAUUACACGAAGCGCAUACUUCACUCCACAGGGCUUCCUCCUUAUUAAAAUAUCUAACUAGCGGUCUCUGGGUCGCUCCUCCAAAGUCCCCGGCCUCACCUCGAUCAGCUUAAACAGGAAAUAAGAGAGGAAGACGAAAAGGAGAGGAUUUUAGUAUCCCUGAGUAACAUAAAGGAUCUAAAAUGGUAAGCUUUUCAUUUCUCUACUGUGGUGAGAGACGACAGUAACACAAUCUCAAUUAUCGGUGACGUGAUCAAUAUGACAUAUCCUAUUAUGAAAACAGUAACCUGGUUUAGAAAAAGAAGAAGAAAAUAGUUGCAAAUAUUCUUCUCGUCCGAAGUUAUACUGGACAGUGGCACGAUUGUACGUAGGCACUUCUAUCUUGCCGACCCAUUAAUAGAAACUUAUACGUCCUUUCAUUAUCUAUUUCAGGCCUUCCCCUUUAAUGCCCCUGACUAGAAGCUUCUUCGGUAGCUCAUUCAGGCCGUCUCUCCCUAGUGACUCUAGUCUUCUGCACUUUAAACAAAGAAGAAUAAUACAGCAGUAAGAAGAAGAGACAUUCCCUUUGAUCCACUAUUUAAGCAUUCCUUUUCCUUCCGUCUGGAGUAUAUGGCCAUGGCAGAGCUUGCGGAGGACUUCGGUAGCUUCAGAACCCUCGCCACCCUCAUGGGACUGGAUCCAAGCUUUGACCUGAUUGACGAUUUCUCCACAGCCAUUGAGAACCCCAGCUUUCAUCUGAGGAGCUUCUCCGAUAACAGCUUCUCACUGCCUCAGCCGCUCCAACAAUUGUCGGCGCCGCACGCUGAGAGCAUGCCUUGGUGCCCGCCGGCGGAAUGCCCUUAUCCGGUUCCAGGCGUCGCGCUUCUCGGUGUUUCUGUCAUCGGAAAGGAGGAGAUCAUCUCAUCUGACGGCGGCGCAGUACCCCCCUCAAAUGACGAUGGAGGAGAAGUGGAGACCGAGACGAAGACCGUAUGUGCCAAUCCGUACUCAUCAUUCACUAGUUACUGUUGCUCGGGUUUCCUCUCAGUUUUUGUAUUUUUAAAAAAAAAACAGUUGUUCACUAGUUACUGUUGCUCGAGAGGAGAAGUUUAUUUAACACAAUAGUGCUAAUUAGAUUCAUUAUGCCUAAUGAUAAGUUUGCUAGUAUGUGGUAUCAGCUUUAGCGUUGAUAAACCAUUCUUUACUUUUUGACGUUGUAGAGAAAAGGCAACUUCUCUAGAUGUAGUCAUUAGAUAGAUGGAGAGAGAAAAAGAAGCUUUCAUCCUUUUCGGAUUUUUAAUAAUUGGCGAUAUUUCCUUCACUAAGUUUGCCAUUGUGAUGUUUUUAUAUGGGAAAAUGUACCAUAUUCUACGUAUAUUCGAAAUGACUUGCUGCUGAUGGUCUGAAUAUUUAUUUUUAGGGACCACGGAGGGGGAAGAGAAGGCACAGUUGUGGGGAAGAGAAGCCUGCGGGGGUCGUCCAUGUGAGGGCGAAGAGAGGCCAAGCCACAGAUAGACACAGCCUAGCCGAGAGAGUAAGGGCCCGGUCACUGCGCACAAAUUCUCUCUCUCUCUCUCUCUCUCUCUCUCUCUUGCUCGCUCGCUCGCUCUGUAGUUAUAUCCAUAUAUCUUGAUGCACACAUAGGUACAUCUUCCAUAAUUAAAUUUAUCUAUGUAAAUAAUAUGCCCGCACAAAUCGUUUCUGGCCUUCAGAAAACAUCCUAGUCACUUGGUUUAUGCACGAUGCAGGUGAGAAGAGAGAAGAUAAACGAAAAGAUGAGGCGCCUGCAGACCCUGGUCCCCGGCUGCUACAAGGUAGCCCAUACCUCUCUCUCUCUCUCGCUUGCUCGCUCGCUCUCUCUCUCCUCUUUGAUCACACUGCUUUCUCUUCCUGAAUUACGGAGCAGGCGAUGGGCACCACGGUGAUGUUGGACGAGAUAAUUAACUACGUCAGGUCACUGCAGAACCAGGUGGAGGUGAGCCCAGAUCAUGGAUUCCUCUGCCCUUUCUCCAUCCCCAUGUUUGCUUAUCCUCGGGCAGCUCUUUCCGCAGUUUCUAUCCAUGAAGCUCUCCGCCGCCGCUGCCCUCUGUGACUUUACCCUGAGCGAGGCUGAUCUGGCUGCUGCGGUGAUGCCUAAAUUGCGGCCUUCGGUAGUACAGCCCUCCGCUCUUCUCUCUUUCAUUGGAUUUAUGUUAGACUAGUCCAGUGUUGCAUCGAGACACUAAAGAAUGUGGCUAAAAUACUUGGGUAUACUUUAGUCGGUAUUCUUCUGCAUGAUUACUUUUAUUUUAUUAUCGACCUAUGUUCCAUCUUGUUAGAUACCUCAUCCCCACUUAUUAUCCAUCGAGCAUGUUUAGAUAUUUGAUGAAAAUAUUACCUACAGUCUAUAUUUGAGAUACAUAAACAAGUAUAUGCAUGGAUAUAUAGCUACUCCAAAAAGGUUGACAAGAGAGGCGGAUCUCAUGUUGCAGGUUGGGCAUCAUGCGGACUAUCAGGUUCAAGAGAUGGAUGGGCUGAUGAUUAGGGAAUACGAAGGGCUGGGAGGCAUUGAGGCAGCAAUACCCUUCUGA
Messenger RNA from Spirodela intermedia, 3055 nucleotides. Lineage: Eukaryota; Viridiplantae; Streptophyta; Magnoliopsida; Alismatales; Araceae. The record is from the annotation of a GenBank genome assembly.